AUGGCAUCCAACGGUAACGGAGCACCUGACGGCGAAAACCUGUACCACAUCCUCUUCUCAGUCUCCAACAGCCCUAAGGACGUCAACGAGGAGGUGGAAAAACUGCGUAUUUGCGGCACAUUCACAGACCUGAAAGCUGCCAAAGCCUCCGCACACAAGACCUUGUUCGAGGCUGGAUACGAGCAAGAAUGGUUCACCGAAUACGAUACCCAACCACAAGAGUUCGACAAGCACAACAUCAAGAGAACAACGGGUCUGUGCGUGUACGCAGUAGCUCCAGAUAAGACUGUCUUCCGCAUCAGUGUUGCAACAACACCAAACGUUCAAGGCUUCCAGGCAGCAGGAGGAGACCACAAGAUCCACUUCGAUUUAUACCAUGUGGUCCAGACCAAUGUCGAGUACAGCGAAGAUGAGAGCGGUCUGGCGAGAGAGACUAAUGUCGAAGGCUCAUUCAAGACCUACGAAGAAGCGAGGAAAUUCGCCAGCGAAGUCCUUCUUGCUCCGGAGGAUGGUGUGACGAAGGAAUCUUUCGAGCAGUAUGAUGAGGCUGGCCCCAAUGAGAAGGAUUGCGGAUUUGGCGAAAAUGUGAUAGUACAUGCCGUUGGGCAGAACGGCGAGAACAUCUUGGUUAGUGUGCUGAAGGGGCAAGAAAUGGAGUCGGUGAGGCUAGCGGAGGCGGCCAUGAGAAUUCGUUCGUUCACUUGA
Exophiala xenobiotica is the source of this 705-nucleotide messenger RNA. RefSeq lists its product as uncharacterized. The record is from RefSeq and is a predicted model, not a curated record. Lineage: Eukaryota; Fungi; Ascomycota; Eurotiomycetes; Chaetothyriales; Herpotrichiellaceae. The coding region runs from base 1 to 705 and encodes 234 amino acids. The transcript has a single exon.